Molecule: messenger RNA, 564 nt
Organism: Prunus armeniaca (apricot)
Lineage: Eukaryota; Viridiplantae; Streptophyta; Magnoliopsida; Rosales; Rosaceae
Source: the annotation of a GenBank genome assembly
AUGGACAUCCCAGACUUAGCAUGGUUUAAGGUGCUGCUUUUGGUUGCAAAGCACUCCUCUGAAGAUCUGUACAGCAUGACGGGGACAUGCAAGUUUUUUGAAGAAAUGCUGAAUGAUCCUGAGGUUUGGCGAACCGUGUUUGUAGAGAAGUACCAGUGGCAUCUUGAAUGGGCAUAUGGAAUCCUCCUACAUUGUUGGCUUGCUAGGGCUGGUGAACCCUACGGAGGGCGAAGAGGAUGUGAUGGAAUGGUUGUGCAUCUAAGCAAAAAGAAGAAAAUUGACAUGCAAGAAUGCAGGGCAUCAUUUUUUAAUCGACUGAUGAGGUAUACCAUUUCGGGCGUGAUGACUCCUCCAACUCUUGCAAAGUUUACUGCUAACAGAAAUUUUUUUCUUACCUGCGUUAACUGUGAGGGUAAUCGGGAGUGGUAUUUCAAAUUCUCAUGGGACUGGGCGAGCGACUACUCUGACAUGGUAGCUACCUGGAACUACUGUGAACCCUGCAAAUGGAAGAGGGAGCUGUACUGCUUCCAGCGCAAACUCCAUAGGGAGAUGUGUUGGAUUUAA